CUUCGAGGUGCCAGUGUCCAAACAGGUCUAUUCUUGAGUCCCUCGACGUCUUUGACCUCGUUUGUGGCACCUCUCCUCAUCUCUGAGGCUUCAUUCUCUGUGUAUCAGCGGCUGGCUUCGUCCAGUCUCAACACCAUUAUGUCUGAUCUCAACACCACCUCCCCCCUUCCUCUGAUUCCGGUCAUCGUUUCUCAGGAGGGUACAAACCAGCAGCAGUCGGUGGCUGACCUGGCAAAGGAUGAUCGAGACCCUGAGGUCGAAGAGAUUCCGGAGCUGCGGAGGGGAUACUUGGUUCUUGAGACCAGGUAUCUAGCCAAUGAUAUGUCACCUCUGCAUAGGCUGGAAGAUAUUUUCGCUGACAUGGCGGCAAAAGCCCUUCAAAUUGGAUUGUCGGAUGUCAUCUGUCGGCUCGGCAAACGGCCACUCCGUGUGGCAACGAUGUGUUCAGGAACGGAAGCCCCGUUACUGGCCCUGGGCAUGAUUUCAACGGGUCUAGGUAUGGACCAGCAACUCCGGAUCUCGCAUGCUUUCAGCUGUGAGAUUGUCCCGCUCAAGCAAUCAUACAUUGAGCGGAACUUCCGCCCUCCUCUCCUGUUUCGUGACAUCAUGGAACUUGGAGGAGAUACGGCGCGAACGGCCUACGGGUCGCCGGAAUUGAUACCCGGCAACCUCGACAUAUUAGUUGCAGGAACCGCCUGUGUCGACUUUUCUCCGCUGAACAGCCGCAAGAAGACCCUGCUGGAAGGUGGAGAGUCUGGGGCCACCUUCAACGGUCUAUUGCGGUACGCGGAGAAAUAUCGACCCCGUUUGAUCAUUCAGGAGAAUGUUCGGACCGCCCCAUGGGAGCAGAUGAAGGGAAUUUGGGAGGGCCUCGACUACAUGUCGGUCGAUCUACACGUCGACACAAAACAUUACUACAUACCACAGACACGUGAACGUGGGUACUUGGUGGUCAUUGACAAGCGCCGCUUGGAAGCAGCGGGCCUGCUUGGAGAUCUCAAGAACCAGGUCGAUAUUAAAACCAUCGACCAACACGUUCGCAGCCUUGUCGACUCCUUCAAACGGAGAGCAAGUGCACCUGUCGGAAUGUUUUUGUUGUCCGACGAUGACCGUCGACUCGAGUCCAUCGAGAAGAAGGCAUGCCUAGAGCUGCGAAGCGACAUCAGCUGGGAGAACUACCAGGCUCGUCAUCAGCGCCAUCGUGACGAACUUGAACUAGGCAACGAACGCCCGAUCACUCGAUCCCAACCCGGAGUCAAUAUGCUCAGGGCACCGGACUUCUUCUGGCAUCGUUUCAUGAAGACGCAGCCAGAGAGAGUAUGGGAAACCGUGGAUAUGAAUUUCCUGAAGAAGAUUGUUCGUGGAUACGACAUGAACUUCAAGGAGCGUUGGAUCGAUUUGUCUCAAGGCGUCGAUCGAGGGCAUGACAGCCUUGCUGGGUCUGGGAUCGCUGGUUGCCUGACACCAAAGGGUAUACCAUUCGUGACCACCCGUGGAGGCCCCGUGUCUGGCACGGAGGCUCUUUCACUGCAAGGGCUGCCCCUCGAUCGAAUGCUGCUAACGAGAGAAACUCAAGCCGAACUGAUGGACAUGGCUGGAAAUGCAAUGACGAGCACCGUCGUCUGUGCAGUGAUGCUCGCGGGCCUGAUCGCCGCGCAUAAAAUUCUUGACACCAACGAGGGUCCGACCAAGUCUGAUAACACCGAGGAUAAUCCGCUUCUCAUCAGCAAGGAAUAUAGCCUUGUGAGGAGCAGCCUCGGUGUGGCCUCAACUCGCCCCGUCAACCACCUUGAUCUCAAAGCAUUGUCAGCAAACACCGUCAUGUGUUGCUCGUGCGAGAGACAGACCGGGGUCAAGAAUUCAAUUUUCACCUGCUCCCUUUGCGGACAUUCCGCUUGCAUUUCUUGCUAUGGAAAUCCCACGCACUCAUAUCUACGUGAAUUCCGCUCUCGAAUUGAGCCGUCAGAGUUUAUCGCGAAUAUCAAGGGACUUGUUCCCAUGAAGCUUAUGCUUUCUGGUUUAUCUGAAAAAGAUUUCGAGACAUUCAAACCUUUUUACCCCGACAACACCCUCUCAGCGUUCUGGGACGACUUCAUGCACACCACCAAAUCACUUUGCAACGACGCUUUCCAAUUUUUCGAAGUGAAGCGCGGGAAGAGUUGGCGAAUCAUUUAUCAAGGACCGUACUCCAGCUUGUAUCUUGAGAUUGGACCGGAUUCGAUCCAGUGGCUUUUGUUCGCAAAACCACCCAAAUCCGCGAGCACGAGAUGCACCAUCCGAGAAGUGCUAGCAAAGCCAAUCGCACGCAUGAAACCGAACGAUGGGUCAUUUGUUGAAGGUAAUUGGGAAGUGUGUUCCCCUGCGAGCACAGCAUUCACCAUCAAGAUCACUGGAACGGAGCAGCAAGUCAAAUCAUUCGAAGCAGAAUGUGGUCUCAAGGGUGCCAAUUUCGUCAACUCUCAAGUCUGGACUCAUCUUUACGUCGAUGCACUAGACGCCGAUCUUGCGAACCUUGACUACAACAUUAGAGGAUUUUACGAAGCUCUUCCUCACUGUGGCACAUCACUCGGAGCAAUGUACCGAAGGAAGAGCACUGAUAACCAGCCUACCAUCUACCUGUUUCUUGACACGCAAAAGCUCACCCUCCCCAAAGACGAUGCCUGUGUAUUUGCUCUUGAUCACAGUCGUCUUCCUGGAUAUGAACAAAGAAUAUCCAUCGCUGAGUUGUCCCCCACUUGGAGAGCUUUGAAUGCAUCAAAAGGUCCGAGCAAAGUCAAUGCCUAUUGUCGUCGUUGGCUCAAGGUCCCCAGAGUGAAGUUGAACGUCUGUUCUGAACAAAUAACUCACGACGCCUUGCCGCAAGGAACUCAGAUCUCGAUCACAAACCAGAGAUGUCAUAAUGCUUGCAUUCCCCUCGCUUCAUUGUCCGCUCCAACAAUGAUUCUCAACCUGCCCGACGCAAAGCCCGGGUGGCAAGCGUGGGAUCCCGUGGUAUCAAUGAGAGAACUGAAAGGUCUCGCUUGGUUAUUCCCGAAGAUUGCUGGAUGGUCCGACUUUGAAGAAUGGAACAAGAUCGUCUAUUCAGAGAGUCCGGAACAUGCCAAUGAAGUGACUGACAACUGCAACAUCUGCAAUCCACCUCCCCCAACAUCAUCUGGGGCCGGGACAACAAAGACCGAAUCACUCCCUAUGAGAACCCUCAGGAUGCUGCUACCUAUGAACGUGCCAAGAAUCAACGAACAUGGAGAUGGAGAAUUGUGCUUCACUCUCAACGUUCAAGCUCUGAUGCACCAGGCACAUGGAAAACUGGUUGGCUUCGAAAGCCGCGAGAACAUCAGCUCACACUGGCGACUUCUUCCUCAUGCAUACGAUAUGCAGAAGUCCAAGCUGGGCCGACAAGAGACUGAUUGCAAGUUCACAUUACUUAACAAUUCAAACGAUACUCCGUCAUCACAACCUCCCAACUUCAUGUAUCCUCUGCGCACCGAGCAACUGCAAUCGCUCAGCUGGAUGAUCUCCCAAGAGGUAGAUGACAUUGCACCCUUCAUGGAAGAAGAAGUCGAAGAAUCCAUUCUUCCUUUGAUGCCCUGGCGUGCCGAAGUCAAAGCGACAAUCCCCAAGAUAGUUCGUGGCGGCGUGCUGGCUGAUGAGGUCGGAUAUGGAAAGACGGCAAUUGUCCUUGGAUUGAUUGAUGCACAGUACGAAAGAGACUGCAAUCGGAUUCCGGAUGAAAGCAACGGGUUGAUCCCAACAAAGGCAACUCUGAUUAUUGUGCCGACCAACGUGUUCAAGCAAUGGCAUUCGGAAACCAAGAAAUUCCUUGGAGAGAAAUACAAGGUACUUGCACUGGAGUCGAUCACCAAGACUACCAUUCAGGAUGUUCAAGAUGCUGACAUCGUUCUUCUGUCAUGGAGUAUCUUGGCGAACGACAGCUACUACACCCGACUUCAAAGGUUCACCGGAACACCGCAAGCUCCCGCAAGAUCGGGCGGAGGAACAGGUCGUAACUUCGACAGCUGGUUCCACAACGCCCGUGCUUCCCUUCGGGAGCUUGUUGGUACUUUGAAAUCCCAUGGUCCUGAGGCGCUGCUUCAAGAAAUUAGGGCAAGACGUCGCCGAGUUCAAGAAACACAGGCCAACUGCACAUUUGUGCCUUCCCGACGCCUCCGUGGUCAGGCAUUCGCUGCCGCUCAAGAAAAAGCUGGCACUGACAAGUCCGACACAGCAGCUACAUCUACAGCAGCUACAACACAGACAGUUGAGACUGAAGAAUCUUUGGAUCCCGCUGAACAUUUGAACCCUGGUGAUUCUGGAUACGAAGACUCUGAUCUAUCUGAAGCCGAGGACAACGAUUGUGGGACGAACGCAGGCCAGCGGAAGCGAAGACACAGCAAGCAGAAAAUGAGAGCUCCAGGAGGAAAGCGACAAAAACACCAGUUUACUGAACCAGUAAAAGUGCCGGAUGUCAAACGUGAAGCCAAGUCGAAGGUGGUGCUAGAUGAUGCAACAGCGUUCGGUAUUUCAAAGGUCGAGCAGGGUUGGCGCACUGUUGCAGCUGCAUUCAUCCACGCCUUCAACUUCAAUCGUCUGAUUAUCGACGAGUACACAUAUGCUGGAGAGGAGCGACAGGUGUCCCUACUGUCAGUACAGGCACGCUCCAAAUGGAUUCUCUCAGGAACACCCGCUCUGGACGAAUUUGCCGACAUCAAGAGUAUUGCUCGCUAUCUCGGUCUUGACCUUGGUAUUGACGACGAUGGUGAUAGUGACAGAAUGUCUCAGAACAAGAGACUGCGAAUGAUCCGGAAGAAUCAGACUGCUGCCGAGGCUUUCCAGAUGUACCAAGCUCCUCGGAGUAACGCAUGGUACGGAAACCGCGAAGAGCAUGCUCAAAGAUUCCUACAUCGGUUCGCACGUCAAAACAUCGCCCAGAUUGAUCACAUACCCCUCGAGACCAACAUUGUUCUUGUUUGUCAAUCACCUGAAGAGAAAGCAGCAUACGAUAUCCUGUAUGAUGCGGUAAAAGAGAACCGAAAGCGGAUCGACGGUCCCCUGAACAGCCUUCUUGCAAAGAGUCAGACUCUUCCAGAAGCUCUCAUCAUGAGUUGCACAACGACCCAGAUUGGCAAGCCUCCCUGGGGCGUUGAGAAAUGUCGCAAGGUGUUGGCAACUAACCAAGCCAAAUCUACGAUCCACUGGACGAAACUCGACAACCUAUGCCGGCAAGCAAUCCUUAUUGGAUAUCGUGACGACGACAACCCAUUCGAUUGGCAAGUACUGAAGGAAAUCAUCUCCAAGUCAAAAAUUGGAGACCCCGAAGUCAGCAACAGAGUUAUUGAGCUCUUGUUCAAUUGCCACCAGUCAUACCAAGAAUGGAGUGUGCUGAUGGAACACCAGAAUAUUGUCACCAAGGUUAAUGAGAGAUUCAAAAAGGCUCUCAAUGCAACGGUUGUGAAGGGAACCAGUCGCGGAAAGCCCGCAGAAGCAGAAGCUACCGACGAUAAUGAAUCUACAGAGCCCUCUGAUGAGAGUCACAAGCAAGCAUCCCUCGCCAUGACCAAGGCCUUGACUACAGACAUCAUGACUUCGUUGAAAUCGGCGAAUGGAAUCGACCGCGAAAUCCGCUUCUACAGUGCGUUGCUGACCAUCCACACCUCCACCAUCCCAGCCUGCAAUGGCUGCGGUGAAGACCAGCAUGACCUCGCAGACGUCAGCAUUCUCCGAACCUGUGGACACAUCCUUUGCAAGGGUUGCACCCUAGCUUCCCAAGGGGACAAACAAUGUGUCUGCCGUAAAUGCGACGGAAAAGUGACAGCAGUGUCCAAGGUCAUUGUCGGGCUAUCGGUCAAGGAGGAAGACCGAACAAGCGAAAGUUCCAAGCUCAACAAGCUUGUGGAUAUUGUCCGUGGCGUCCCGCAGGACGAACUCGUCCUGAUAUUCGUACAGAUCGGCCACUUGAUGCCUGUCGCCUCGGAAGCCCUCAAAUCUGCAAAUAUUGAACACCGAAUGGUCACCUCAACAAACCUGAAAGUGAUCACCGAAUUCAUUGAGGGGCCGAAGAUGAAGAAGGGGAAGCAACAACCUCCGCGGGCAAAGGCUCUGAUCCUGAAUCUCGGCAGCGCAAUGGCGGCUGGCCUAAACCUCCAGUGCGCAAACCAUGUGGUCUUCCUGUCGCCUCUGUUCGUGUCUUCGCAGCCCGAAUACGCGGCAGGAAUGACCCAAGCCAUCGGAAGGGCCCAGCGGUACGGGCAGAAGCGUACCGUACAGGUAUACCACCUCCUGGUGAGGGGGACGGUGGAGGUGAACAUCUUCGCUCGACGCAAUGCCUCACAUGGCAAUGGGACGCUGGUAGAGAGGGGAGGGGCGGCCUGCCUCGUGGCAGAGGAGGCCGUCCUGGAGGACGACGUCCGGUGCGCGGGAAAGCGGGUGGAAGAUGAGAACGGGGAGGUUGUGUGA
Penicillium canescens is the source of this 6453-nucleotide messenger RNA. RefSeq names its product putative SNF2 family helicase. The record is from RefSeq and is a predicted model, not a curated record. Gene Ontology annotation, molecular function: ATP-dependent chromatin remodeler activity; methyltransferase activity; ATP binding. The transcript has 6 exons. NCBI's taxonomy places the organism in Eukaryota, Fungi, Ascomycota, Eurotiomycetes, Eurotiales, Aspergillaceae. The annotation marks the transcript as partial.